AUGACAAAAAUUUUACGUACACUAGCCCACUAUUUUGCGGCUACCGAAACUCAAGAAGGUGUCGGUGCUACCGUUAGAAGGUCCAUCGGUACUCACAAGCAACGUAACUUUAGUCCCUUUUUACUGCUGGACCACUUCACAGUAUCUCCACCAGCUGGAUUCCCAGACCAUCCUCAUCAUGGACAAGAGACUAUUACAUAUAUGUCACAAGGUAUGAUUGCUCAUGAGGAUUUUACUGGCGCUAAAGGAGUGCUGCGUCCCGGUGACAUGCAAUUUAUGACAGCUGGUAAAGCUGCUAUGCAUGCAGAGAUACCGGUUCUUAUGGCAGAUGAUUCUCCAUGUAUUGGUAUGCAAUUAUGGGUGGAUUUACCGGCUAAAUUAAAGGACGUUGAACCAAGAUACAGAGAUUUGAAAAAUGGCGACAUUCCUAUUGCUAGACCAAACGAUCAUUUGGCCGUGAAAGUUAUUAGUGGUAAAUCAUAUGGUAUUGAAUCAGUGAAAGAACUUGCAUACACUCCAGUUGAAUACUACAUAUUUAAUUCGGACAAGAAAGGGACACGUUUUGAGCAACAAGUGCCUUCGAACUUUAACGUAUUUUUGUAUGUCAGUAAAGGUGCUAUUUCAUUCAAUGGAAAACAUUAUCCUCAAUACUCGACAUUAUUCUUUAAUAUUGAUGGUAACACUAUCGAGGGGUCUAUUGAUUCUGACGAAGACACAGAAUUCUUCCUCAUUGGUGGACUAAUCCUUGAUCAACCAAUUCUGCAACAUGGCCCCUUCGUUGAGACUAACUCCGAAAGAUUACGGAAGGUUUUCGAAAACUAUCAAACAGGUACUAAUGGGUUUGAAAGAGCAGUUGGUUGGAGAUCUUCUAUAAGAAACGGAAUCACCGAGGCCGAAGUCGCUGAUCAUCAUUAA
Messenger RNA from Maudiozyma barnettii, 915 nucleotides. Its product is annotated as pirin family protein. The coding region runs from base 1 to 915 and encodes 304 amino acids. The record is from RefSeq and is a predicted model, not a curated record. The transcript has a single exon. NCBI's taxonomy places the organism in Eukaryota, Fungi, Ascomycota, Saccharomycetes, Saccharomycetales, Saccharomycetaceae.